Molecule: messenger RNA, 1657 nt
Organism: Triticum aestivum (bread wheat)
Lineage: Eukaryota; Viridiplantae; Streptophyta; Magnoliopsida; Poales; Poaceae
Exons: 4
Coding region: 536-1204 (222 amino acids)
Source: RefSeq, a predicted model, not a curated record
UUGGAUGUGCGAGAGAGGGAGAGAAAACGCGUCGGGUGGGGACGAGACAAAAGCAGUUUAAUCCCACGCAGCUUCCUCUCUCUCGCAUCUCCUUAUCUCCACCUGACCGGCUGCUAGGGUUCCGCCGCCGCCGCGAAAGUCACCUCCACCAUACCUGCUCCUCCAGCCUCUCCCCACGGCUAUCAGGAGGAAGCCGAGCAGAGCAGGGUGUCUCCAGCAGGAUAGGCGCUGGUUCCGCCAGAUCGGUUGGCCGCGCGCUGUGGGGAUGGCCCGAUGGGGAAGAUGGAGAGACGACGAGUUUAGGAGGCGCAGCGCAGGGCCUUGACCCUGGGCAUGCGCCCUCUCUUCUCUGUAGCACAGGGUGAGCCGGAGAGCCCAACCCUCUGCUCGAGGCCUCGGCCAAGUGGACGCGGGCUGGCUCCCAACCCCUCUGCUAGGUGCCCAAGUUCCUCUUCCACCGUCGCUCUGAUAGGUCGAUUUCCGCAGCGCCGCAACAUAGUACAGAGGUUCUGCACCCGGUAUCCCCUUGUUUUUCAUGCUCAAAUUAAAUUGUAUAAAUGCUCAGGGGAGGACAUUUAUGUUUGAGAGAGAGGGAUGGAAAAGUGGGGAUGGAGUAAGAGAAGAGGCCUCGGCUUAUCCUGCAGUUCGAGCCCCGUCUUCUAUGCUUCUGCUCACAGUCCCAACAUCCUCAUGGCAGGUCCAAAUCGCUGAGGUUUAUGACCUUGAUUUUGCCAUAGAGGUAGUAGAAGCAGAUAUAGUGCAAGAAGCCGAUGCACUCAUAAUGUACACCCAUCACCUGAGGAAAGAGAGAAGAAGACAGAAUUAUUUUAUCACCAUGUCUUAUCAUUUAUGGACAUUUUGCUGUUGGGAUCUUGAUCAUAAAGGUUUGUUGAACACUAGAUGGGAAUGUACUCGACAGGGGAAGUCCUUAAUGCUACCGUUGGAGUCCAUCAUCCAACACUCUGUUUGCAUGAGCUGCACAUUUUUUUUUUGGCCCAGUCUCAGAUGCGCUGGAGAGUGGAGACAGGGAACUUGGACCAUGCCCGCGUGCACCCCAAAGUUCCUGGACACUAGCGAAACCUUCCACAAGUGGGCGUUUGGAGGUUCGGCUCUGUUGCCCAUCCAUUCUCUGAUUUGGUUUGGUGUGUUAGAGAUGGAAUUGUUUGACAGUCUUCAGUUUGUCAGAACAAAGGGUACCGGGUAAUUAGAAGAUGCAUUAGCAAACUUUCUGAUCUGGAUCCUGAGACUAGAUAAACUGUGGAGAAGAUGAUGAUGAUAAGCUUUGUUCACAACCUUGUUGUUGGACUACACGUCUUACAAUUUCUUCAGCCCUUAAACGAUAGCUAGCUCACUUUUUUUUUCUUGUUGUAGCUUGACCAACGUCAGAACUAGAUGGGUCUGCCAACAAGUGAUGAAAUGCAAAAGCAAGACAUGCUCGAGAAAUUCAUGUUUUGGGUAUGUGGCAACAUGCUCACCGUCCUACUUUGUAUGCAUUGGCUAACUUCCCAACCUGGUGUGUCUGACCGAGCUUUUCAUUGCAACACCCAGAAAUGGUGCCUUAGCUUUAACUGUCAAGCUAAAUCUAUGUAUUUGUCCCUUCAGAUAUAUGGCACACAUUUUAUUUCAAAAGAAGAAUUGAUUGAUUGAGACGCUGCAA